Pecten maximus is the source of this 3335-nucleotide messenger RNA. Its product is annotated as acyl-coenzyme A thioesterase 9, mitochondrial-like. Bases 81 to 1382 code for a protein of 433 amino acids. Gene Ontology annotation, molecular function: fatty acyl-CoA hydrolase activity. The record is from RefSeq and is a predicted model, not a curated record. Gene Ontology annotation, cellular component: mitochondrion. Lineage: Eukaryota; Metazoa; Mollusca; Bivalvia; Pectinida; Pectinidae. Gene Ontology annotation, biological process: acyl-CoA metabolic process. The transcript is spliced from 14 exons.
GUUCGGAGCUCCUCUAAUGUUUUCCUUAUCCAUAAGAAAACUUCAAACUUUUCCGGUAUUUGUUGACAAAUGUACGCAAGAUGUCGUUUUUGAAAGUGUGUUACCGAACAUUACCGAGAACUAUACAGAAGCUACAGCUGCUGAGGAUAUGUCCCCGUCAAAGAGUUUCCACUGUGUAUCUGUGCACGUCGAGUCAUCCACAGGAAUUCACCACGAUAAAACAGGCCAGAGAAGUGCUGAAAGAACUUGUAGGAGCUCAACAAAUAUGGGGAACACAGAUAGAAACUCCUAGCCAGCCACAACUGUCCUUCACACAAGAUGAUCUACCUGUGCGAACAAUGAAAGACAGCUACCAAGAGGCAGUUAUCCCCCUUGGAUCAAACCCUACUACCAGGGAGAAAUAUGUCAAUUUCUAUGAGGGAAUACGUUUUGGCCGAAUUUUGGAGGAUCUUGACACAUUUGCUGUGUUAAUUAGUUAUACCCACACAACCCAUGAUGACCAGACAUCUGACCACAAGUCUCCUAUCGCCAUAGUAACGGCCUUGGUGGACAGGAUUGAAUUGGAGGAACAUCCUAUUAAAGCAGACAAAGAUAUUUUAAUGUCAGGUCAUGUGACCUGGGCAGGAAGUAGCUCUUUAGAAGUCACCAUGAAGUUGAGACAGGAGUAUGAAGGAUCACUACGACAACUACUAGAGGCCAAGUUUGUGAUGGUGGCCCGGAACCCUGUUACAAAGAAGUCUGCACCUGUGAACAAACUACAACCAGUUGGUCCUGAAGAGGAAAGCUUGUUUAAGUUAGGAGAAAGUAGCAAGAAAAAGAGGCAGCUGGAAGGGGAGCGAACUCUUCUGAAAACUCCCCCGUCAGAGGAAGAACGUGAACAAAUACAUAAGUUGUUCCUUCAAACAUUAGACUCCAGUGCGUCCAGUUUUCGUGUACGAGUAAAACCAGACAACAGUGAAUGGAUGGAGAAAACUUUACUGAAGAAUCUUACAAUCUGUUUCCCCGAGCAAAGAAAUUUAUAUAACAAGAUAUUUGGUGGUUAUUUAAUGAGAAAAGCAUUUGAGCUGGCUUGGACAAAUGCUGCUAUGUAUUGUAAGUCUCGGCCAUAUGUAAAAGCAGUAGAUGAUAUUUUGUUUAUGAAACCUGUAGAAGUUGGAUCGGUUUUGUUUUUAUCCUCCCAGGUUGUGUAUACUUCUGGGUCAAUGUUACAAAUGAAGGUCCAUGCAGAGGUGGUUAACGUGGUGGACUGUACUCGGGCCACCACAAACAACUUCUACUUCACCUUUGACACACGUCAGAAUGAAGAUGUUACAACAGUUCUGCCAAAGAGCUACGCUGAAUCAAUGCUUUAUCUGGAUGGAAAGAGACACUUUGAAAGCUGAUGAUGUGACAACGAUAGUGAUAAAAAAAACUGUGAUACCUAUUGAAAAGCCGAAACAGUUUUCCUUAAUUUCAUAUCCAACAAGACAUUAGAUCUAUUUCUUACAUACAUGUUCGAUCUGUGAGUACAGAGAGCUGUACAUCAGUAAGUUUGACAGUGUAUGUAAUAUGUACUGUUAACUUCCUAGUAUUAUCAUUAUUUUAUUUUUCAUUUAGCGAAUAGCCAGAGGAAUGUAAGUGAAAUUAGUGAAAGGAUAUGAGGAUGUUGGAGCAACAUAAACAUAUAUUAAAAAUGUUUCUAACCCUUAGGCUAGUUCCCUGUAACAAUAGCUAUCCAACAGCAGCUAUCUAACCAUAGGACUUAUGGUAUAUAUUUCGUAAUGUAUAACCAAUCGUGUAAAAGUUUUGAUAUAUGUCUCUAGUCUAGUUUGAAGUUCACCAAAGAUAUUGACCGAGUGCAGCAAUAUAAUCUUUAAGUUUGUCAAUCAUCAUGAAUUGGCUAUAACAUUCACGUAUUUGACUAUUUAAAAGUUUUGAACCAUAUUUGAUAAAACGUCGCAGGUGACCAUUUAGGUCCAUGUACCUCUUGUUGAAAUGUUUUUAAUCCACAAUUUCAUUUUGAAAUAAAUACAUCAAAGCAUUAAAUUAUAUUGAUGUACAAUUUCCAGUAUUACUUUUAUCUAGACUGCUUAAAACAGGAAAAGUUCUGGGAAAAUUUUGAAUUAAUAGUAAGUGUAUUAUAUUGAAAUGUAUACAAGUCUUAUACAUUACUCACUGUGGUGAAAGGUUCAUAUUAACAUCCUACGCAAUGCAGUACAGCAGCAUAUGUUUAACAUCCAAAUGGUUUCUGUUUAGGUGUGUAACAUCCUCGUAAACAAUUUCAUUUGUCAAGAAACUUUUUUUUUGAAAAAUACUGUAUAUAUAUAUAUACAUUUCUUGUAUAUAUAUAUAUAAAUUGUUUUAUAAAGGAAUACGAAAGAGUCAGAAAAUGAUAUUUGCUAAACUAAGGAGUGACAAUCAACUUCAGGAGAUAUGAUUUAAGGUGUAAGCUGGGCUGUGAAUUACUUAUUUAUGUUUCUGUUGAAAUCCUUGUUAUAUUACACUUAACAUUAUCCAGACUGUUUAUACAUGUUGAAUUAUUAACAGUUUAACCAGAUCAUCAUGAAUUCAGAUAAUGAUAAGUGACAAGUUUAAGAGUCUAUUUGAUAUAUAUACAGUAGUGUACUGUAUUAUAAAUUUGUAUUAUUUUCUGAACCAGGCUUUGGAAUCACAAAAUUUGAGAAUAUUCCCUCGAUGUUCUUGAAAUAUGACUUGUUAUCUUACAUACAGAACAUUUAAUAAAAUAAAACAUUUUCUGGAUCAUUACUUUAAAAAGUGAAAUACUCUGGUAGUUAAGAAUUUGUAUCAAUAAAUUAUCUUGAUGGUUUAACUUAUAUAGUAGAUAUAAAUAUCUAGGACUCUUGAAAAUAAAAAAAAACUUUAAUUGCAUAACAUUUACAUAAAUUUGCUGUAUGUAAUAUUUUUGUUGAUGAUAUUAUUGUUUUAAUAAACAUGUAUUGUGUUAACAUUUGAUCAAAGGAUUCUGUUUCUCUACACUUAUCCUAUCUCUGUUUACAUGUACCUUGGAAAUAUGACAAAAAUAAAUGUCUUGUAUUAUGAUUUUAUUAGUUCUGUUCAUCAAAUCUAACCAUCAGUAAAUGUGUCUUUACUUUAGUAGUAUCAACAUUUUACAAUAUUUUGUAUGCCAAUGUUUAUAUAUUUUUUAUUUAUAGAACUGCCAUUAAAUAUAUAUUGACCUUUUGUAUUAUGAAACCAUAUAAAGUGUCACCAAAAUUUUUAAUUAAGUGUUUUUAUUUUUAUUAUGUCAAUGAUUUGUGUGGAAUAUAUGAUUCACUUAAUAUAAGAUAGUUGUCUUUUUCUUAAUCCAUCAAAUUAGAUUAAAUGCAGUAAUGAUG